UAGAAUCAUAAGAAUGGUUGUACACGGCUGUGAAAUACCAAAUAUCGCGCAGUCUCUAGGCGUAUUGCGUCGAUUAAUUUUAUGUACACUGUUGUCGCCAGGACAACUGUAUAGACAAGCUAAGUCAUACGUGUACCAAAGCAGGAAAAGCACUUUGUACUUAGUAAAAGUGAACAUUAAGAAUUCUUUACAAAAUGUCUUUAUAUGCGACACCAAUUCUUUAUUUAAAUAUGGGUGGUGAAAUGUUAUAUGUUUUGCGACAAAGACUGAAGGCACAGAAGAUUAAUGUUGAUAAAACUAUCCAAGUAUUGGACGAUGUAACUGCAGCCUUACUUAAUCCCAAAAUAUUGUCCUCUAUAUUUGUGGAAAAACCGUUAAUUGAAAUGUCCAUUCUACGGUCUACUUUGGAAUGCGUUGUGUUAUCGUCACUUGUGAAACUCGAUAUAAAUAGUAUGAAUAAACUGUUUGAUUUAAUGAUUAUGAUGGUUAAAUAUCAGUUAACUGCAGCUACUGGCCCUAAAGAAGUUAUUCUUUUAACGUUAAAUCACACAGACGCAAUGCGCGAUAUGGUUAACAAUUCAAAUGCACAAGAAUGCGUUGGAUUGGUACAUCAGAUGGUAGUUGAUUUUUAUAAUCAUUUAACUUGUGAGGAGGUCUGGAAUGCCAGAAAUGAUUGUUUGAAAGUAUUGGAGCCAUAUUGUGUAAAAGUAUCACUUCUUCUUAGUCUUGGAUUACAAAAUGAUAAUGGUAGUUUUAAUUUAAUGCAUCAUAAAUACGACGAGAAAUAUGAAGAGAACAAAAGUUGUUUUUCUGACAUAAAAUUGUGUGAUUUGGAUUCAAAAAAUUACUGUGAUGGUACUUUUAAUCUUUUUGACGAACGUGGCACUUUGCUAGGUAAAAACAUGUACUCAAUGACACAUGAAAUGUCAAAACUGAUACUUAACACAGAAAAGGAAAAUCAUGAUUUAAAAGAUUGUGGUGCAAAAGCAGAACUUGGUAUGUUGGCUGUUCAAUUGGGAACAGAAGAAACUUCAUAUAAACGACCAUUUACUUUGAAUUUACUUUCAAACGACACUUACGACAAUGCAGAUACAGUAAAAGAAGGGCUUGAUUCUAAAGAAGAUAACAAAAAUGAUACGGUAGUUACGAAAUAUGAAAAAACGGUAUUUAAUGAAGAAUAUAAAACAAAACUUGAUAAUGUACGUGCAGACUUCUCUGAAGAUAAACUUAAAGAACUAGAAUACCAAAUGUUAAUAUUGGAUAUUUUAGAGGGAACAGAAUAG
Molecule: messenger RNA, 1283 nt
Organism: Colletes gigas
Lineage: Eukaryota; Metazoa; Arthropoda; Insecta; Hymenoptera; Colletidae
Gene: OSCP1
Product: protein OSCP1
Biological process (GO): transport
Cellular component (GO): plasma membrane; cytoplasm
Source: RefSeq, a predicted model, not a curated record